Messenger RNA from Neomonachus schauinslandi (Hawaiian monk seal), 2400 nucleotides. RefSeq names its product GLIS family zinc finger 1 (gene GLIS1). The record is from RefSeq and is a predicted model, not a curated record. Gene Ontology annotation, biological process: regulation of transcription by RNA polymerase II. Gene Ontology annotation, cellular component: nucleus. Gene Ontology annotation, molecular function: RNA polymerase II cis-regulatory region sequence-specific DNA binding; DNA-binding transcription factor activity, RNA polymerase II-specific. The coding region runs from base 1 to 2400 and encodes 799 amino acids. Lineage: Eukaryota; Metazoa; Chordata; Mammalia; Carnivora; Phocidae. The transcript is spliced from 10 exons.
AUGCACUGCGAGGUGGCGGAGGCGCACUCAGACAAGAGGCCGAAGGAGGCCCCCGGCGCUCCGGGUCCAGGCCGCGGGCCCACUGGCCUCGGCGGCACGCACAUGGCUUUCAGGGUCACCGUGAGCGGCGGCGGCUGCGUGGAUGGGGCCCCGCGUGACCUGCUGCCCCGGCCGCCUGUGCCGCCGCCGUGCGCCCACGACCUCCUCCGGCCGCGGAGCCCCCGAGACUACGGGCCGUCCAAGGCCGCCGCCACCGCCGCCGCCGGGAAGGUGAACGGGAGCUACGGCCACUGCACCCCAGGCUCAGACAAGAGCCUGCUGGACCUGGACCUUGCGGAGGGCCCCGGCCCCACCUGCCGCCAGGGCCUUUUUCUCCCUGCGGGCACCCCACCACCCCGGGGCCAGCCCCCAGCCUGCGAGAGGCUCCUGCAUUUCCCCCACCCUAGCAGGUCGCCCAGACCUCAGGCCACGUAUGUGAAUGGUGGCCUUCCGGCCACGCAGCACAUCAAGCAGGAGUCCCUGCCUGACUACCAGGCCAUGACAGAAGCUCGCACACCCUUGUCCGCUCACUGCCGGGCCCCGCCAGCCACUGGCCUGCACACAGACCUGGACCUGCCGGGCCGAGGCCUCGCUAACCCCGCACCUUCCUGCUACCUUCUGGGCUGCGAACCCAGCUCUGGCCUGGGCCCCCCGCCUGAGGCCCACCUCCCUGAGGGUAGCCUAAAGCGUUGCUGCCUCCUGGGCCUGCCCCCCACCUCCUCGGCCUCCUCCUCACCCUGCGCCUCCUCCGAUGUCACCUCCAUCAUCCGCUCUUCCCAGACAGCUCUGGUCACCUGCAUCAAUGGACUCCAGAGCCCCCCGCUGCCAGGAGAGCUGGGGGGGCCUCCCAAGCGGGCCCGGCCUGGCCCUGCGACCACGGAGAGCCACGAGGGUGGUUUGCAGCUGGAAGCCUGCCGGAAGGGGGGCUUCCUGAAGCAGGAGCCCGCGGACGAGUUCUCAGAUCUCUUUGGGCCGCCUCCCCAGCAAGGCCUGCCUCCCCCCUACCCUGCGCCUCAGUUGCCGCCGGGCUCGGGCCUUGGAGGCCUGGGGUUGGGUCUGGGCAGGGGGGCGGCGGGCCGGCAGGCCUGCCGGUGGGUGGACUGCUGUGCGGCCUACGAGCAGCAAGAGGAGCUGGUGCGGCACAUCGAGAAGAGCCACGUUGACCAGCGCAAGGGCGAGGACUUCACCUGCUUCUGGGCGGGCUGCGUGCGCCGCUACAAGCCCUUCAACGCCCGCUACAAGCUGCUCAUCCACAUGAGGGUGCACUCGGGCGAGAAGCCCAACAAGUGCAUGUUUGAAGGCUGCAGCAAGGCCUUCUCGAGGCUGGAGAACCUCAAGAUCCACCUGCGGAGCCACACGGGCGAGAAGCCAUACCUGUGCCAGCACCCAGGCUGUCAGAAGGCCUUCAGCAACUCCAGCGACCGUGCCAAGCACCAGCGCACCCACCUUGACACGAAGCCCUACGCCUGUCAGAUCCCUGGCUGCUCCAAGCGCUACACGGACCCCAGCUCCCUCCGCAAGCACGUGAAGGCCCAUUCAGCCAAAGAGCAGCAGGUGCAUAAGAAGCUGCACGCAGGCCCUGAGCCCGAGGCCGACGUCCUGACCGAGUGUUUGGCCCUGCAGCAGCUCCAUGGGUCCACACAGCUGGCCGCCAGCGACAGGAAGGGGGGCCGCACCCUGGGCCAGGAGCUGCUCCCAGGCGUGUAUCCUGGCUCCAUCACCCCCCAUAACGGGCUCGCAUCGGGCAUCCUGCCCCCCAUGCACGAGGUCCCUUCCAGGCACCACCCCCUGGACGCCAGCACCAGUUCCCACCACCAUCUGUCCCCUCUGCCCACGGCUGAGAGCACCAGGGACGGGUUGGGACCCGGCCUCCUCUCCCCUAUGGUCAGCCCACUGAAGGGGCUCGGGCCACCACCGCUGCCACCAUCCUCUCAGAGCCAUUCUCCGGGGGGCCAGCCCUUCCCCACACUCCCCAGCAAGCCACCCUACCCGCCUUUCCAGAGCCCUCCACCCCCACCUCUGCCCAGUCCACAAGGGUACCAGGGCACUUUCCACUCCAUCCAGAAUUGCUUCCCCUAUGGCGACUGCUACCGGACAGCUGAGCCCGCAGCCGGUGGGGACGGUCUGGCCGGGGAAGCCCACGGUUUCAACCCUCUGCGGCCCAAUGGCUACCACGGCCUCAGCGCACCUUUACCUGCCACCGGCUACGAGGCCCUGGCCGAAGCCCCCUGCCCCACAGCGCUGCCACCACAACCACCCGAAGACAUGGUGUCCAGUGGCCCUGAGGACUGCAGCUUCUUCCCCAACGGGCCCUUUGACCACUGCCUGAGUCACAUCCCGUCCAUCUACACGGACACCUGA